AUGUGGAAGCAAACAUUUAAAUCGUGGAAGCAAACUUUUAAAUCGUGGAAGCAAACUUUUAAAUCGUGGAAGCACUGUCGAGAUUUGAGGGAAUAUAAUGUUUUGAGUCAGUGCGGUUGUUUGUUGUUUUUACAAGCAAAAUUUUGCCACCUCUGUGGUCAUACUACGUCUGGAGACAUAAGUAACUCAGCAGCUUGUCCGAUAAAAAAUAUCAACAAAAAUCAAGGUACAAAUGUUCCGUCUAAUGCUUGUGAUUCGUUUGACUCAAAUCUGACUAUAUCAACGGCGAGCACCACUACAGUUGGCCAAUCUUGUACUCCUGUGUCUUUCAAAGAGUACAGGAAACGAAAGGAGCAAGAAAGAAGCUCAAGAUUUCGUCCCAAAGCUAAAAGAGCAAAACAUAAUGAGACAAAAGAUAGAACACCCAGCAAAGUGAAUAUCAAUGUUGGAUUGAGAAGAUUUCGUGAAGACGAUCUAAAAUUUGUUCGAGGAAGUACGUUACCUUUGAUUGUUGCCCCAACGAUUGGCGCAAAAGAAUUACUCGAGAAAGCCUCUGAGAAAAUCGUGAAAUUUAACAGUGAAGUAUCUGGUGAACCUUUUGGAUUUACUCUUUUAUAUCCAGAUCGUACCAGAGUCUGCAACUUGCCUGGAAGUAGUGAACCGUUUACCUUGGAAAGAUACAAGAAAGAAAUUGGAAAACAGUAUUCCCGCCUUACUUUUCACGUGUGUAGAACUGAUGAAUACUUAAAAUUUUUGUGCAAGCCAUCUUAUUGCAGUGAAGUCAAUAGUGACUCUGAUCUUAAUAUUGUUGAUGAGUGCUUGACAAAAAUUCGUGAUGAUGAUUUGAGCUUGCAGAAUGCCAACAAUUUGGAAACUAUAGUUGAAGUGUCGAGUGCUCAUGGUAUUACUCAAGAGGCAAAUAUCAGCAACUUAAGUGCACAGUCAGGUUUAAGUAGUAUCCCUGAAGAGUCAAACACAAUCAUGUCUUGUGUGGAAUCAAGGGAAUCAGUCUUCAGCAAUAUUGCAGAGGAAGAAGUUAGUUUGGAGUCAAGUAUGUGCACCACUACUCAAAAGAGCAAAAAAAGUGGAGAGUCAAACAUUGGUGAUUUAAUCGAAGAGUCAAACAUGAUCAAUGAAGUUGAAUAUUCAUAUAAUUCAAGUGAAGUCAUUGAAAUGCCUGAAAGUAUGUUAUUACAUAUUUAUUACAGUUUUGUGCAUGGAUCUGUUGUUCAAAAUAAUUACAAACCGAGCAAUGCAGCAAGGAUGCUCAGGGGCUCUAGAAAUUAAUUAUUGCUGGUAAAAACCUGUUUUUUGUGUUGUGAAACAAUCUCAAACCAUUUUUUUUAUUUCUUUUUUCUCAAAACUAACACAGCAUAUGCAGCAAAGGUCAA
Molecule: messenger RNA, 1391 nt
Organism: Xenia sp. Carnegie-2017
Lineage: Eukaryota; Metazoa; Cnidaria; Anthozoa; Malacalcyonacea; Xeniidae
Exons: 3
Coding region: 1-1287 (428 amino acids)
Source: RefSeq, a predicted model, not a curated record